CAGCCACCUGCACAUCGCGCCGCACUCCAGACAGGUAUCAACUUUGGCUAUUAUGUAUUUCUUUCCAUGGACAGGAGGUUGACUCGGUGACCCAAACUCAACAGCGCGUACCUCGCAAACCUUCCAACCUCACAACAACAGCCCUCCAUGGUGUCCUCGUCCUAUAACCCGGCGUGCUAUCUGCCUCAAUCAUGGGCCUCCUACCUCCCCAAUGCCAUCUCCUGCCCUCCGCCGCCUUCAUACGCCCAGACCCUCUAUAGCUAUGCGAUCUCCCCCUUCUCGUCAACAUACACCACCUUGCGCACCAUGAUGGACGCACUCAUUGGGCUGCCGAUGCUUUCUUUCCUCCUUAUACCAACAAUGUCCUCGUACUCCACCUCCCUCAAUCUCUUAUUCUUCUACUUGACCUGGUCGACCCUGGUCCUCUCACACCCUCCGCUUCAAGUGGAGAUUGUCGCGACUCUGGCAGUGCGAGUGUUGUUCUACAUCGCCCCUUCAAUACUCUUUCUGGGCUUUGAUAUGCUCGUUCCUUCGGCGGCCGAAAAUCUCAAGGCACUGGGUGACUCUGCGUUGCCAUUCAAGAACGCCAACCGGAAAAGGGCACUGGCCCUGUUACGCAUGCUGGGCUGGUCAAUAUUCAACAUCCUCCUGGCGGUCUUAAUUCAAGCACUGGUGGAACUCCUCUUCACACGCGUCCUUUUAUGGCGCUCUGCACUUCGCGUGACCACAGCACUACCCUUGCCAUGGGGUAUCCUCAAGGAUCUCGCACGGGGUUAUCUCCUCCGCGAGCUAAUAGCAUAUGUCUUGCACAGAUAUAUGCUGCACGACUGGCACCAUACCAUCUCCCUGAGUCGGGCGCACAGAGAUUGGUACCAUGCCCUCGCCGGCAUAUCCACGCCUUUUCCGCUCAGCGCCACUUAUGACCAUCCAGCCGCCUAUCUCCUCCGCUCCUUCUUGCCGACCUACAUUCCUGCGGUGCUCUUCCGAUUCCACCUCUUGACCUAUAUCUUCUACCUCAUCCUCAUUUCGCUGGAGGAGACAUUCGCAUACAGUGGAUACUCCACAAUGCCCACAAACUUCAUUCUCGGAGGAAUAGCACGGCGGACUGACAAUCACUUACUAUGCGGUGGUGAGGGUAACUUCGGUCCCUGGGGGCUGUGCGACUGGGUUAUGGGUACAUCUGUCGGGGCCGAUAUCAUUGAUGAUGUGGUCGCGGAAGCAGAUAAGCAUGAUGUGCCGGAAAAGAUGGAGAGGAUGAAGGAUAGAGCGAAGAAGAGAGUCAAUGGGAAGAUCAAUGACGCGAAGGGGGGCGUGCGUAGGAGGACAAGGAAUCGAAGCGAGGACUGAAGGGGACGUCAGUGGUCAUUUAAGGGUGAAUGAUACUUCGCACCAGUUGUCAUUAGAUGUUUGGGGGCUCUCUUUUCGGUCGAUUUGGUGGGAGGAAUUGAUCUGUUAGCAAGCGCUUUCAAUGUAGCAAUCGUGGGUCAUGAUAUCACUGCUGCAAAUGAUUUGUGUAGACGGAUGAGGAGACUUGGGUUUUACGGGACUCCAGGAUAGAGCGGAUCAAGCUUGGGUUUCGACCAAUCCAUUACUUGCAGUUGAUGCUUGACACAUUUCUCUGUUAUUGGGUCUCUUGGGGCGCAAUAAUGAAAAUGGC
This is a messenger RNA of Cladophialophora immunda, 1657 nucleotides long. RefSeq lists its product as uncharacterized. Gene Ontology annotation, biological process: ergosterol biosynthetic process. The record is from RefSeq and is a predicted model, not a curated record. Gene Ontology annotation, molecular function: C-4 methylsterol oxidase activity; iron ion binding. Lineage: Eukaryota; Fungi; Ascomycota; Eurotiomycetes; Chaetothyriales; Herpotrichiellaceae. The coding region runs from base 148 to 1347 and encodes 399 amino acids. The transcript has a single exon.